GACUUAGAAUCAUGGGAACUAUUUCCCGCAGACUUACAAGAAAUGGUGAAUUGGGCUGACGUUUACAAAGACCACGAGAAGAAAGACUUAUCGAGGAACCACUUUUUGAUCUACAAGCAUGUGGAGGACUCUGAGUCGAGCACCAUAUAUCCUGUUGCGAUUCGCAUACAUGGAAUUUUAGAGCGCUUUCGCAUCGAAAGAUUUGGGAAUUGGUCUGGCUGUUCAAUACAUUACUGUCUCCUCCGGAGGUCACGAACAACCUUGGGACGCGACCAUCACAUCUCUGAAUCUCGCUUGUCAAUAUAUGCGCCAAAUAAAUCAAAGGAGCCUGUAUUGACCCCCGAUGAUGAUCCAGAGGGCAAAUUUCAAUGCCUACAAGAAUCAUGGGAUGUCAUGCGACCAUUACACGUUGCAGAUCUAUGCGCGAAUGGGAAAAAAGUGCCUAUUAAUUCAGUCUUACUGACUGCAGGCGAUUUUGUGGAAGUCGGGGCUGAACUUGACUUUGUGUUGAAUAAAAACAAAGACGCGAAGACAACACUGAAAUGCUUCCUGGCAUGCACAUACAUCGUGCGUUUGAUGCCUGCAGUACAUGUACAGAACGCUCAGUUGGUACGUGCCCCAAAAAAUGGAUAUCAUGCACGACAUAAUUCACUUUCUUAUAACACACAUGCAGGACAACAAUAG
Molecule: messenger RNA, 684 nt
Organism: Suillus clintonianus
Lineage: Eukaryota; Fungi; Basidiomycota; Agaricomycetes; Boletales; Suillaceae
Exons: 3
Source: RefSeq, a predicted model, not a curated record